AACGAGAGUUAUUUAUUACAAAACAUGGGAUUCUAAGACGUGCGAUCUCUCCUCCACUCCAAUCACCCCUUACUACUACUGCCACUGCUCCUCCUCCUUCCUGCUGCUUCUUUUCUUCUUUCAUCCUCCUCCUCCUCCCUCUUUCUCUGAUUUUUUUUUAAACACAGAGCUUUCCUGUCUCUGUCAGAUCGGGUCUCUCGGUUUCGGGUCGGCGGCGAUCUGUUCUUUCCUUAAGGGUUAAUCGGGUUUUGAAGAUCGACAAUGGCCACCGAAACCAAACUUGACCAACGAUUGGAGUCGAGCCCUGUUGUUGCUAAGCCAGUUGACAACAAUGUGGGUUCUGGAAUAGAUGGACUCCCUUCAGAUUCGACUCCCACCAUUUCGGCUUCUGGGAAUGGUGUUUCUGACACCAAAGUUAAUGGCAGUGCGGUAUCUAUCACCAAAAGGGAGGCUGAUCAAGAGCCAAAUGCUGCUAGUAGUUAUAGUUAUCAAUACCCAGGCUACAGUGGGUCCUCCACGCAAUUGGAUGAUCAAGUUUAUUACCAAGCAGAUGGUUCCCAAACAGGCAUGCAAUCGGAUAAUGGUUCAAUGGUUUAUUAUUGGCCUAGCUAUCCAUAUGCUUCAGGAACGGUAGUUGGUGUUGAUGGGCAAAGUGUUGCUCAACAGCCAUAUUUUUCUUCCUCGGGAUAUCUACAGCAUCCUGUGUCCUAUGGGUUAGAAGCCAUGCCUUGUUAUUCAUGGGAUUCAGCAUAUGUCGGUGAUGUCUCGAAUGGAAAUGCUGUUUUUGAAAACGGAAAAGGUGGCUCAGGUUCCACUGCGUUUGCCCAGUCAAAUGGCUUCAACUCUACAAAAUCUAAUGGCAACAUUGGCAGCAAAAUUUCCAAGCCUAUGUACACUCAACUUGUCAGACCUAUGACCAAGGUUUCUCCAUCGGGUUCAGAUUUUUCAGCAGGCCUUUUUAAGGGAUACCAACCUAUGGGAAAGUUUCCUCCAUUUACUUCCCAAAAACCAGGUCCAUUCCCACACAAUGGUCCAUUGAACUACAGGCAAAAUGGAAGAAUGUGGACUGGGAAUUACAGAAACAUAUCAAGAGACAGAUUCAAUAAAAAUUAUGAUUUUGAAAACCAAACUGAAUUAACUCGUGGUCCUAGGGCAUCCAACAAAAAUGCUCCAUUGGAUUUGUUGGUCAACAAAAAUGCUUCGUUGGACUCCUCAGUAAAGGACGAGUUGGGAAUUGCAAUGCGCAAAGAGCAAUAUAACUUACCAGAUUUUGAAACCGAGUAUGCUAAUGCCAAGUUUUUUGUUAUCAAAUCUUAUAGUGAAGAUGACAUUCACAAGAGCAUUAAAUAUGAUGUAUGGGCAAGUACCCCAAAUGGCAAUAAGAAGCUAGAUGCUGCAUUCCACAAUGCAGAAGAGGUUUCAAGUGAUACCGGGUACAAAUGUCCAAUUUUCCUCUUUUUUUCAGUAAAUGGAAGUGGACAGUUUGUUGGCUUUGCUGAGAUGGUUGGUCAGGUUGACUUUAACAAAGACAUGGAUUUUUGGCAAAUUGACAAAUGGAACGGUUUUUUCCCUGUGAAGUGGCAUGUAGUAAAAGACAUUCCUAAUGGUCAUCUGCGGCAUAUUGUGCUUGAAAAUAAUGAUGGACAUUCUGUAACUUUCAGCCGGGACACUCAAGAGAUUGUACUCAAGCAAGGUUUGGAAAUGCUUAAUAUUUUCAAGAGUUAUUCUGCAAAAACAUCUUUGUUAGAUGACUUCAACUUCUAUGAAAAGCGAGAGAAAUCUCUUAACACCAAAAAGGGCAACAAGCCUGCUACUUUGCAAAUGGAAAUAUUUAAGAACGGUGAUUUCGCUAAGCAUACAACAGCCGAAGAAGGGAUAUCUGAAGAUGACUCAAGGACCAAGAAAACUACUAAUCCCUCAUCUCUUAUCAAUUUAACUAAAAAUCUCUCACUCAGUGGUCACAUCCAGAAGAGUAACCCUAUAAAGAAGCCAAUAGGAAAUUCAGAUCCACCUGUUCCUUCACCAUAGGCUUUUUUAGGGCAUUAGUAGGUUUGUUGCAGUGCUGUAGCUCACAGUUUUAAUCCCUUCAUUCCGAGCCUUCUAUUUCAGGCUUUCCCCCCUUGAAAAUGGGUGUUUGUUUUCCAAAAGCGUCUUUUGGACUAUCAGUUAGGUGGGUUUGCUGGUGAUUGAAGGUGUUGCUUUUUUUUUUUUUUAUCAAUAAUAAUAAUCUAUUCCUAAUUUUGUUUUGAA
Populus trichocarpa (black cottonwood) is the source of this 2250-nucleotide messenger RNA. RefSeq names its product YTH domain-containing protein ECT4. Gene Ontology annotation, molecular function: mRNA binding. Gene Ontology annotation, cellular component: cytoplasm. The coding region runs from base 262 to 2028 and encodes 588 amino acids. Lineage: Eukaryota; Viridiplantae; Streptophyta; Magnoliopsida; Malpighiales; Salicaceae. Gene Ontology annotation, biological process: mRNA destabilization. The transcript has 10 exons. The record is from RefSeq and is a predicted model, not a curated record.